This is a messenger RNA of Bipolaris victoriae FI3, 2337 nucleotides long. RefSeq lists its product as hypothetical. The transcript is spliced from 9 exons. The coding region runs from base 1 to 2337 and encodes 778 amino acids. Gene Ontology annotation, biological process: DNA-templated transcription; regulation of DNA-templated transcription. The record is from RefSeq and is a predicted model, not a curated record. NCBI's taxonomy places the organism in Eukaryota, Fungi, Ascomycota, Dothideomycetes, Pleosporales, Pleosporaceae. Gene Ontology annotation, molecular function: zinc ion binding; DNA binding; DNA-binding transcription factor activity, RNA polymerase II-specific.
AUGGAAGAAAAUAUAGGACCAUCUGCCGACAAUAUGGCCGGCAAGCGUUCGUGCGAAUAUUGUCGAACAAAAAAAAUCCGCUGCGACCGGACUGUUCCGUGCUCAAACUGUAGAAUGAAUAAAGCCGAUUGCAAAACAGUUGUACCUGAACAGAAAACCCCAAGAGUAAGAAUCAAUUUAUCUGGAGAGUAUGAGAAGAAGAUAGACCGUCUCGAAAGCCGUCUUGCGAGUAUCGAAAUUAUUCUCGCCAAGAUUGCUUUGAAGCUGGAGAUCAAGGAUGCAUACACAGUGGUUGAUGAGCAGGUUGUUCAGCCGAAAUUGUCAUCAACUCAAGUCAAUGAGAAAUCUUCCGUUACCGAGGCCGAGGCGACAACACCUACGCCUUUUGAAGGCGAGACUGGAAUGAAUAGGCAGUCAGACUAUGUGCGAGAGUUGCUCGUUCAGGUGGUUGGUCAGACACCAUCGAUGGACCAAAAUGCAGAAGUUAAAGCAGCCUUGACAGCACUUGAGGAGCUGGUUACGCCCAGCAACCAUGGAGAUAUCUCCCCAAAGCUAAACACUCAGCAACUGACUGACCGAUCUGUUACAAAAAUUGACAGCGCAAAGUUAGAGCAGCCCCCCUGGAGUGUGGUGAAGGUCGCCAUGGAUAAGGCACUGGAACAUCCAACUAUGAUCUUUACUGCUUUCUUCCCUAUCAUUGAUACGAGGAAUCUCUAUGAAGUCAUCGAAGAUGUUUAUUCCAACCCCACCACGUGCACUACUCCACGUCGAAUUUUUGCGUGUGGUGUAUUGUUCAAUAUAUUUUCAGAGUAUUCAUCGGCACCCUGGAGCGGCACUACCAAAGCGGAUUUGACAAGGUGCGCGAAACUCACUUUUUCCCUCGACUCCCUUAUCAGGAUUUUGGAGCUUGCCAUAAGCCAGCUUGGUAUACUCAUAUCAGCUAGCCAUGAAAAUAUUGUAGCUCUAAGCUUGGGUACGGCUUGCGCAGUCGAGAUGUGCAAACCGUCACUUGCUUGGAUGCUGAAUUCCUACGCCGUUGAGCUAUGCCAAAAUCUAGGUUACCAUCGUUUCGCAACCAUAAAGAACGACCCAGAAGAGGAGCGGAGACGUAAAAUGCACCUGUUUUGGAUGGUUUAUUACUUCGACAAGCAACUGUCUCUGCGUUUAGGUCGAGCAAGUCUAAUCCAAGAUUGGGAUGUGUCAUUGCCUUUCCUUGCCACGGGCGAUGCAUCGCAUAAUGUUUUCGAAGAGAAUGACAUGCUUCCAUAUUGGGUCAAAGUUGCUAAGGUUCAAGGGCAAACAUACGAGAACUUGUUUAGUGCAGCUGCAUUCCUUAAAACGCAGACUGAGCGACACCAAACUGCUAUAAGUCUCGUUCGUGCGAUGGAACAAGCUUGGUAUGAACGAGGCUAUGUAGGUAUCCCUGGCUCCACCAAUCUAGCGAGUCCCAUCGAAACAGAACUGCCUUUCAAUUAUAGACAAACAUUAUGCAAAAACUCUCAAGAUGCCCUGAAACAGGGCGCUUAUGGCAUAGAAUAUCUUGAUGAUGUCGAGGAUCUGUUUUUUCACACGGAUGUUGUAGUACAUUACUCAACAUGUGCACUUAUACACCGGGCAACGUGUUCAGAGAAUACAUUGAGCCAAGAAUGUCUUGAGUCUUCUCGAGCGGCAAUAUUAGCGCAUAUGAGGUGUAACGCCCAAUUCAACUCAAAAGCCAAUACAGAGCUUUGGGCAGGAUACAUCCAUUGGUCCGUCCUUCAGGCUCCAAUCACCCCCUUCAUCGUCUUGUUUUGCAACGCAAUUCAAACUGCCGAUCGCACUGACCUAGAUUCCCUCUCAGAUUUCGUCACCAGCCUUGAGUCUAGUAAAACAGUCUCCGAGGGCGCAGCAAAGCUAUACAGAAUGUGUCUUCUUUUCGUGAAAGUAGCCAAAAUCUACAUCCAAGCAAAAGAGAAAGAGACCAAAAAGGGCCUGGCGUCAUCUUUCCCAUACCCGGGACAAGGCUUUUUCGACGCGACUGUGCCUGAUACCUUUCUAGACUUUAGCACAGUCUCACAGUUUGGCCCGCAUCUAAGCGCUCUUGGAUUAAUGUCCAGUACAGAUUGGUCGAUGCCUAGUUAUGUACCAGAUUCAACACCGGAAGGACAGGAGCAAUACGCAUCGACUGAAGCCAUGAGUGGCGUGCAAGAUUUCGACGGCGUAGGCAUGGGCCAACAAGGCUUGGGUGUAAGCCAAAACUCUGUACAAGACUGGUUCUCAGGAUCGCGAUAUUUGAUCAACUUCAUGGAUUCGGACAACGAUAUGCAGAUGCCUGACAUGAACAACCCAAGUUUUUGA